UCAGGAAGCCGGAAGUAACAGGGCGGAAGCGGGGAAUCAGCUGAUCAAGCUGUCCCCAGGUAGAGCCGGGAGAGGGAGAGGAAGCCGAGCCUGGCCGGGGAGGGUGGUUUGAUAGACGGCUGGGAUUCCAGGACACCCCCCCCCCCCCCCGGGCUGCCUCACGGUCCCUAGUAAAGCACAGACCCGGCUGGUCCUGCAGCUCACAUCGAGGGGGAGGAGGAGGAGGAGGGCUACUGGGGGGCUUUGUUUGAGUGAAUGACAGCAGACAGGGUCUGUAACCAGGGAAGGGGCCUGGAAUAACCAAUCCCCCUCCUCUCCCCAGCCUGGAGAUCCCUUCCCCUGGCUGCUUACAGGGGACACUCUGAUCACUGGCAAUAGACAAGAGGACAAAGACAGAGUGCUGGGAGCACACAGGCACAGCUGCAGGAGAUGUGAGCUCCAUGUGCUGGGCUAUUAGGCAGCAGGAUUUUGGAAAGUAAGAAGAGAGAAGGUGUUAGUGUGACCUCCUGGGGUCUGGAUGUGACAGUUCAGACCAUAUCCCCCUGGGUAGAGCAUCACCUGGGAGUCAAUAUAGUCAUUAAAUAAAAAGGUACCUGGAGUAAGGAUGCUUCAUUGACUCAACCAUCUGCAUUGUCUGGCAUCUGAAAAUGGGAAUUAGCAACCGCUAAAUUUGAAUAUUACUAUUCGUCUUUUAUCUGUUCCGUCGCAAUUGGAGUGUGUCGGAGUCAAUCUCCCUUGCCUGUAUUCUGUGAUGGAACUCAUGUUUGCAGAGUGGGAGGAUGGCGAAAGGUUUUCUUUUGAGGACUCGGAUCGCUUUGAGGAGGACUCUCUUUGCUCUUUUAUCUCAGAAGCGGAAAGCCUAUGUCAAAACUGGAGGGGUUGGCGGAAACAAUCACCAGGACCCAAUUCUCCCACUGUCAAAAUUAAAGAUGGACUGGUGAAUCCUUUGGUGGAACUUUCUGCAAAGCAAGUGGCCUUUCAUAUUCCAUUUGAAGUGGUCGAGAAGGUCUAUCCACCAGUGCCAGAGCAGCUGCAGCUCAGAAUUGCUUUCUGGAGCUUCCCAGAGAAUGAGGAGGAUAUCAGACUCUACUCAUGUUUAGCAAAUGGCAGCGCCGACGAGUUUCAGAGGGGAGAACAGUUAUUUCGAAUGAGAGGCGUUAAGGACCCCUUACAGAUAGGUUUCCAUUUGAGUGCGACAGUCAUCCCCCCACAGAUGCUGUCUCCGAAAGGCGCCUACAAUGUCGCAGUGAUGUUUGACCGCUGCCGGAUCACGUCUUGCAGCUGUACCUGUGGUGCAGGAGCCAAGUGGUGUUCCCAUGUUGUGGCCCUGUGUCUCUUCAGGAUACACAAUGCAUCGUCUGUCUGCCUGCGAGCGCCUGUUUCGGAGUCAUUGUCUCGGCUACAGAGAGACCAACUACAAAAGUUUGCACAAUAUCUUAUCAGUGAGCUGCCUCAACAGAUUCUUCCCACUGCUCAGCGCCUUUUAGAUGAACUAUUAUCUUCACAGUCAACUGCCAUUAACACAGUGUGCGGAGCUCCAGAUCCUACCGCUGGGCCAUCUGCCUCAGACCAAAGCACCUGGUACCUGGAUGAGUCCACCUUGAGUGACAAUAUAAAGAAGACGCUUCAUAAGUUUUGUGGCCCUUCUCCUGUUGUCUUCAGUGAUGUCAACUCGAUGUAUCUCUCUUCCACUGAGCCACCUGCUGCUGCAGAAUGGGCUUGUCUUCUGCGUCCCUUAAGAGGGAGGGAACCUGAGGGUAUUUGGAACUUAUUGUCCAUAGUAAGGGAAAUGUUCAAGAGACGAGACACCAAUGCUGCUCCUUUACUUGAAAUCCUUACUGACCAGUGUCUAACUUAUGAACAGAUAACAGGAUGGUGGUACAACGUGCGCACAUCUGCAUCUCACAGCAGUGCCAGUGGGCAUACAGGCCGAAGUAAUGGACAGUCGGAGGUGGCUGCACAUGCAUGUGCUAGUAUGUGUGAUGAAAUGGUUGUCCUCUGGAGGUUGGCUGUCCUAGAUCCUACGAUCAGCCCACAAAGACGCAGAGACUUAUGUACGCAGCUUCGUCAAUGGCAAUUGAAGGUCAUUGAGAAUGUCAAGAGGGGUCAACAUAAAAAGUCUUUAGAUAAACUUUUCCAAGGAUUCAAGCCAGCGGUGGAAGCAUGCUACUUUAACUGGGAGCAAGCGUAUCCAAUCUCUGGCAUCACCUACUGCAGCACGGACAAGAAAAAUGCUUUUUGUUGGAUUAAAGCCUUCCAACAGAGGAGCUGCCAGCUACACUGCACUGAGGCGGUCUGUGAAGGUGGACGAGCGCAAGGGCAUGAGAGUUGUGUACAUUUUGGAGACCGGUCCCGUGCUCAAGAGAUGUCCGUUCGUCCAAAAGAGUUGGUGGGGAAAAGAAAGGUUGCCACAGAUGUCCCCCAAAGAGUUCUUAGACGACUCUCUACAGAGGGUGGUGACAAAGCUGUAUAUAAGACCACAGUCAGCAAAGCAAAGAUACCACCAAGUAAGUGUCUAGCCAGUAAGCAUGGUGGAAAGCGUAGGAUGAGUAGUGAAGAUAGUUCCCUGGAACCUGACAUGGCUGAGAUGAGCCUUGAUGAUAGUAGUCUAGCACUUGGGGCAGAAGCCAGUAACACUUUUAGUUUUAUUGACUCUUCACUAACCAGGAGAUACAGGGAUAACUUUGAAGAUGAAGGUGGAGUUUACUAUGCAGAAGAACCACCUGUUAGUACUCCGGGAGUACCUAAAACUGAUGCUGAUCCAAUAGGAGAAGCUGCAGCAGCCAGUGGUGAAGACGACCUCAUAACUGCAGAUGACAGUGAGGGCAAGAGCUUAAAGCCAGAAGAAGUAGUGAAUGGAGCUGUAGGCGGCGAGAAGGGUGAAACCAAAGGAGCAGAGGAUGGUGAAGUACAAGAGAAGGGUGCAGACGAAGAUGACUACCAAGCCUAUUAUUUAAAUUCACAAGAUGCACCAAAAAAUGAAGAGGAAAAAGCAGAUGAAGGAACAGAAGAGGAACAAGACCUCUUUGCAGGGAUUAAGCCUUUGGAACAGGAAAACAGAAUGGAGGUUCUGUUUGCUUGUGCUGAAGCCUUGUAUGCUCAUGGUUAUAGCAGUGAAGCUUGUCGUCUUACAGUUGAACUAGCUCAAGACUUACUUGCUAACCCUCCAGAUCUCAAGGUGGAGCAGCCACCAACCAAGGGUAAAAAGAAUAAAGUUUCCACCACCAAACAGACAUGGAUAGCCACGAACACUUUGUCCAAAGCAGCUUUCCUCCUCACCGUGCUGAGUGAGCGUCAGGAGUAUCACAACCUUGCAUUUUGCAUAGGAAUGUUCGCCUUGGAACUCCAGAGACCUCCAGCCUCCACCAAAGCACUGGAGGUAAAACUGGCUUACCAAGAGUCUGAGAUUGUGUCACUGCUAAAAAAGAUCCCAUUGGACAGCAAUGAAAUGAACACUAUUCGUGGACGUGCUAAGGAUUUGCGAGAUGGAACCUUGUGUGAUUACAGACCUGUCUUGCCCCUCAUGUUGGCCAGUUUUAUAUUUGAUGUCCUUUGCACACCAGUGGUUUCCCCCACAGGCUCGCGUCCUCCAAGUCGUAACCGCAACAAUGAAAUGCCAGGGGAUGAAGAACUUGGUUUUGAAGCGGCUGUUGCUGCGUUAGGAAUGAAGACGACAGUCAGUGAAGCUGAGCAUCCGUUGCUUUGUGAAGGUACAAGAAGAGAGAAAGGUGAUUUGGCUCUUGCUCUUAUGAUUACUUACAAAGACGAUCAGUCAAAACUAAAAAAGAUUUUGGAUAAGUUGUUGGACCGUGAAAGUCAGACGCACAAACCACAGACUUUGAGUUCCUUUUACUCUUCUAGUAAACCAACCACCGCGAACCAAAAAUCUCCUUCUAAACAUGCCUCGCAAUUUACUGCCGCUAUUAUUAUAUCAGGGAGCCCUGCAGCUCACCAGCAACCUGGAGUGUCCAGUACAGUCCAUGGAAACGUAACCGAAAACCUUCCAGAGAAGAAUAGCCAGGACAGCUCACAGAAAUCUACAGGAGAACCUGCAGGGGAAGCGCAUGUUUAUAAGCAGGAAGGGAAGGUUCCAAGUCGCCUGGCCUUGGGAAAUCGAGGAGGGUACAAUGGGAGAUGCUGGGGAUCACCCGUGCGUCAAAAAAAGAAGCACACGGGCAUGGCCAGCAUUGAUAGCAGUGCACCAGAAACAACAUCUGAUAGUUCGCCCACUCUGAGCCGCCGGCCCUUGCGUGGAGGUUGGGGAGCCACUCCAUGGGGCAGAGGACAGGAUAGUGACAGUAUCAGCAGUUCCUCCAGUGACUCGUUGGGAUCUUCCUCCUCCAGUGGCAGCAGGAGGGCCAGUGGUGGAGCUAGAGCUAAGACGGUUGAAGUGGGUCGAUACAAGGGACGUCGUCUGGAAAGCCAUGCACCCCAUGUCCCAAACCAACCUUCUGAAGCAGCAGCCCAUUUUUACUUCGAGCUGGCAAAGACAGUCCUCAUCAAAGCAGGAGGAAACAGCAGCACUUCCAUCUUCACACACCCAUCAUCUAGUGGUGGACAUCAAGGGCCCCAUCGCAACCUGCACCUUUGUGCCUUUGAAAUAGGGCUGUAUGCUUUGGGUUUGCAUAACUUUGUAUCUCCUAAUUGGCUGUCCAGAACAUACUCUUCCCACGUCUCCUGGAUAACUGGUCAGGCCAUGGAGAUUGGCAGUGCAGCUUUAAACAUCCUGGUAGAAUGUUGGGACGGACAUCUCACCCCACCAGAGGUGGCAUCUCUCGCAGAUAGAGCUUCGAGAGCUAGAGAUUCUAAUAUGGUUCGGGCUGCAGCUGAACUGGCACUAAGCUGCCUCCCACAUGCUCAUGCUUUAAACCCCAAUGAGAUCCAGAGAGCUUUGGUCCAAUGUAAAGAACAGGAUAAUUUAAUGUUGGAGAAAGCUUGCAUGGCUGUUGAGGAUGCUGCCAAGGGAGGAGGUGUUUACCCAGAAGUUUUGUUUGAAGUGGCCCAUCAGUGGUAUUGGCUGUAUGAACAGAUGGUUGGUGGAACUCCAGCACAAAGAGAAGGAGCUACUGGCUGCAGCACUGGGGGAGCUCGAUCUGUGGUGGAAGCAGUCCGUGGACUUGCAGAUAGCAGGAUAAUUACGGAUACCUCCACCGUGACAGUAGCAGCAGCGGUGACUGCAGCAACAGUGGUCCCAGUAAUAUCUGUCGGGUCAACCAUUUACCAGCAACAUACAGCCAUGGCUCAUGCGCAUACACAAGGACUGCAUCCAUAUACCACCUUGCAAACACACAUACCGUCUGUAUGCACCCCACAGUACAUCGGGAUCCCACGCCAGCAAAUCCCACAGCCAACUGUCUUUCCAGUCCCAGGAACACUGUACACCCAGAGCGUUCACCCAGCAUUCAUUGGUGCUCAGUAUCCCUACACUGUUACAACACCUUCUCUGGCAGCUACGGCAGUGUCCUUUCCCGGAGCACCAGUCCCGUCAAUGACACAGAUUGCUGUGCAUCCGUAUCAUACAGAAGCAGGACUGUCCUUGACGUCUAAUGUAGCAAUAGGGAGCGUCCACACAGGACCCGCAUUUCCGUCCAUUCAGGGGACAACAUUGACAGCUCUAAACACGCAGUCAGCGUCGCUGGUCACGGGGAGCUUUCCUACAGAAGAUGAUCAGCACAGUCAGCCCGUAAGCCCACAGGGCCUGCACUAUCUCCACUCCGCUUAUCGAGUAGGGAUGCUGGCUUUAGAGAUGCUGGGCCGGAGAGCUCACAAUGACCACCCAAACAACUUCUCGAGAAGUCCCCCAUACACAGAGGAUGUGAAAUGGCUCCUAGGGUUAGCUGCAAAACUUGGUGUCAACUAUGUGCAUCAAUUCUGUGUUGGAGCAGCUAAAGGUGUGCUGAGCCCAUUUGUUCUGCAAGAGAUCAUCAUGGAAGCACUCCAAAGGUUAAACCCUGCCCACAUCCACAACCACAUGCGUACCCCUGCAUUUCACCAACUGGUGCAGCGUUGUCAGCAGUCCUACAUGCAGUAUAUCCACCACCGGCUCAUACAUCUGACCCCUGCGGACUAUGACGACUUUGUAAAUGCCAUUCGCAGUGCAAGGAGUGUGUUCUGUUUGACUCCUCUAGGAGCAAUGCAGUUUAAUGACAUCCUCCAAAAUCUGAAACGGGGCAAACAGACCAAGGAAUUGUGGCAAAGGGUGUCUCUGGAAAUGGCCUCGUUUUUACCAUGACAUCCGAGCAGAACAUGGAGAAAACAACAGGGAGAUUAGUUUGGACUUUUAAGCCCUUACAAGCAAAUAGGACACUACACAGCUUCCAUAAGCAGGACUGGAUGGCUCACUAAUUUCAUUGCUAAUAGCCCCCCACCUCCCCUCCGUGUGAAGCCAUUGGACAAUAUCUCGCUAUCAGGUCACCUGUGCAAUGGAAUGACCUGGUUUCCAGCCAGCGGAGAAUAUGUUAAUCUGGUUGCACCUAUGUAAACUAUUUGUACAAGGUUGGAUUUUUUUUUUUAAAUAUAUACUUAUUUUAUUUGCGUUAUAACAUUGCAAAGCAGUUGUUUGAUAUGUCAUUCCUUAUGUCGCAGAAUACUUUCUCCCUGUGGUGGUUUUGACUGGAGAUUUUCAGGACGGUAGAGUGUGCAAGGAUUGUCAUUUACUGACUCAUUAUGUCUCUUUAUUCCCCCUAGUGUUAGUUUGCAGUGUGUGCGCCUGUUAAUUUUCUGUGAGAUACAUUUUUGCUAAAUAUUUAUUUUAGCUUUUAUAAAAAGGUAUUUUGUUAUUUUGCAUUAUUGGAUGUUGGAAGCAUACGUCAUCUUGUGUGGCUACUUAUAUUAAAUGUGGUCAGUUAGUUUUA
This is a messenger RNA of Pelobates fuscus (common spadefoot toad), 6854 nucleotides long. It is a transcript of the gene ZSWIM8, whose product is annotated as zinc finger SWIM-type containing 8. The record is from RefSeq and is a predicted model, not a curated record. Gene Ontology annotation, molecular function: zinc ion binding. Gene Ontology annotation, cellular component: Cul2-RING ubiquitin ligase complex. The transcript is spliced from 27 exons. NCBI's taxonomy places the organism in Eukaryota, Metazoa, Chordata, Amphibia, Anura, Pelobatidae. The coding region runs from base 752 to 6232 and encodes 1826 amino acids.